UUCAACUUCAAUCAUAUUAGAUAUGAUAUAUACUGCAUAAACCUCUCGUGUACCAAUCAAAGGCCACGGAUCUCACCAUGACCACCAACAAUCCACGCUCAUACCUCAAACUCUCCCUCGUCCUCGUCUACACCACCCUCCUCACCGUCCUCCUAAUCCUCUUCCACCUCCAAUAUUCCAACUCCCCCUCGGCACAACGACUGAUCCUCCCCCUCUUCACCACCACCACCGAAGCCAACACCAACCCUCCUCCUCUCUCACUCCCGCAACUCAAUCACAUUCCUCCCUCUCAAGGACCUCAGCCUCUCCCACACCCCCAAGUUCACCUUCAUGUCCUCGCUCGCCGACAUUCGCCUGCCAAACUACCCCGCUCACCUCCUCUUCCCAUCUCCCUCCUCCGACGACCGCCUCCUCUGCCUGAACCCCUACAAUCGCCACGACGGCUCGAAGAACUCCUACGCCCUCGCGUACCCGAACGCCCUCCCCCAUAACUCCACGCUCCUCCGAGGCCUAACCAUCGUCUCGGACACUCUGUACAGAACAGAGAACAUUUGGCACGGGCUGUCCACGAUAGUCCCGUUCGUAGGGUGGUACCAGAGGAACAAAUGCGUUAACGCGGACAGAUGGGUUUACUUCCAUCACGGCCAGCUCAGGAGUAAGAUGGCGAAUUGGGUCAAUGCCCUGACCGAGGCCACGACCGGGGACGAGGUGAGGAUCGAGGAUUUUGAGGGGUACGGGGGCGGUGCUGUUUGUUUCGAGAGGGCGGUCGUGUUUCGGCAUCUUGAGCAGGGGCUGGAGAGGGAGGGGAGGGAGAGGGUUUAUGACAUGAUGAGGUGCAGAGCCAGAGGGUAUUGCGGGGUUAAGGCGAACGGUGGUAACGGUGGUCAGAUCGGAGUUACUUUGUUGUUGAGAGUUGGAGGGAGAGCGUUCAAGAACGAGAGCGCUGUGAUCGGAGUUUUCGAGAGGGGGUGUGAGAAGGUGGAUGGGUGUGCGAUGAAGGUCGCCUGGUCUGAUAAUUUGACAUUUUGUGAUCAGGUGAAGCUGCUGAGCGAGACAGACAUCCUAGUCUCCAGCCACGGAGCACAAAUGACAAACAUGAUCUUCAUGGACAAAAACAGCAGCGUGAUGGAGUUCUUCCCUAAAGGAUGGCUCGAGUACGCCGGCGUUGGCCAGUACGUCUUCAGAUGGUUGGCGGCUUGGUCGGGGAUGAGGCACCAAGGGCAGUGGAAGGAACCACUAGAAGGCGAAAAAUGUCCUCACAACGACAAUUUCAAGUGUUUUCAUUUCUACAAAAAUGGCAAAGUUGGGCAUGAUGAAGCUUAUUUUGCUACUUUUAUGGCUCGUGUCCUUGAUGAGGUGAAGGCAUCAAAGAAUGACACUAAGCAAGAGAGCAAGGGGAGUGCUGCAUGUCAAUAUUGUGGGUCAUGAGGUUACUCUUGCGUCGAAAGUGUAUAUCGAUCCAUACGAGAGGAUAGAAAUAGAAUUUGAUCAUUGUUUGAUACGUAUAAGUUUGAUGUGCUGAAAGACACCCAUUUUUACAAUA
Asparagus officinalis (garden asparagus) is the source of this 1543-nucleotide messenger RNA. RefSeq lists its product as uncharacterized. The transcript is spliced from 2 exons. The record is from RefSeq and is a predicted model, not a curated record. The coding region runs from base 331 to 1428 and encodes 365 amino acids. Gene Ontology annotation, molecular function: glycosyltransferase activity. NCBI's taxonomy places the organism in Eukaryota, Viridiplantae, Streptophyta, Magnoliopsida, Asparagales, Asparagaceae.